AUCAGUGAUCACGUGUCACCCACUGGGAUCCGCUGAAGUUGGAGAAAAGUUUUCAAGUCCGAGGAACAUCGAAAGAGCUGCAAAACAUCCAGGAAGUUGGACAAAUCAGACAAUUCCAACGGGUCUUAGCUGUCUGGAUUGAGGAUGGAGUCCGUAGCACAGAAAGUGCUCACAUCGGGGUUUACACUUGACCUGGGACCUCUCAAAGAGCCCCUUGCCUUUAUCCGUUUGCUGGAAUGGGUUUUUGCCAUAUUUGCCUUCGCUACAACUGGAGGUUACUCCGGCUCCACCCAUGUCAACAUCCAGUGCCAUGGCACAACCGCCACAGAAAUACAAGCAGCCUUUGCGUACCCAUUUAGGUUGAUGGCGCAUCCCUAUGAGGUACCUGACUGUGUGAUCAAUAAGACUACCACCUCUAAGUUCUACCUGACUGGAAACCAUUCAUCCUCGGCUGAGUUUUACGUCUGUAUUGGAGUGUUUGCCUUCCUCUACAGCACAGCAACUCUUGUCAUUUACUUGGGUUACCAGCACGUGUAUAGAGGAUCCAACCGUGGCCCAGUCGUGGAUCUGCUGGUGACUGCGACCUUUGCCUUUCUGUGGUUGGUGUCAUCCUCUGCUUGGGCUAAAGGCUUGACUGAUGUGAAGUGGGCCACCAGUCCUACAACCAUUGUGUCUCUUCUUGCUGUUUGUAAGGAUAGUGCCAACAAAUGCACCCCAGGUGCUAUGCCUCACAUGGGCCGACUCAACGCAUCAGUGAUUUUUGGUUUUCUCAACCUCAUCCUGUGGGGUGGAAACUGCUGGUUCAUUUACAAGGAAACACCGUUCCACAAAUCGGCCAAUCAGCCUGCAGAUGCAGAGGCGGGAGUUAGACCAUCGUAACUCUGCAGCUUCCUCUUCUCAAAGUGUCUAACCGUUAGUUUUAUUGAAUGAAGCAUUUGAUACUAAUUGAUGAAUAUGAAAAAAAACAAAAAACAAUGCAGAUUUCAAAGUGUACUUUCUAAAACUGACUGUUACUUUUUGCUGUUUUUUCUACAUAUAAGGUUGUGUUGUGUCAAAUACGUUUUGUAUUUCUGAAGUACUAAAACUGGAACAGAUGGUACUAAAACUGGAUGGAGUAUUUAGACUGAUCCGCAUUUAGGGAAUUGUAGAAGUCAAAAUGUUAUUGAUGGAUGUUAAGUUUGCAUAUUUUUAACAUAUUUCUACCCAGAUAUCCAAAGUCAAAUGAAUCUUAUCUCAUAUGGUCCUGCAGACGUACACGGUACAAAGUGGUCGUACUUGCAUCAUAAAGCAGCAUCACUAGAGUCACCCUGUUAACAGUGUGUUCAUGUGGUUCUGAUAUUAGCAAUGUCUGAAAAAACUCAGGGUUAUUGGGUGUACAAAUUAUAUAAUACCUAGUAAAAGUCAAAUACUUGAAAUAAAUGUUUUAAUUAGUUUAUAUAUACUUUAGACACUUAUUUUUAGCCCAAUCCUAAAACUAUAUCAGAAAAUGCCAUUAAUUAAUUAAUUAAUUGGAUUAAUCAAUUACAUGUUAGAUCAGAUUUGGAAGAAUGGUAUUCAGUUGCCGAUGUGAGAUUAUUUCUGAAUCAAAGCAAUUUAUUUAAUCCUAAUUUGUGUUUUCUUUUGUGCUUUCUUUGAUAGAACCUCCUACCUACUUUUUGAGGCUGUUGCAUAUAAAAUUAAACAAUCUUUAGAUAGUUGCAUGAAAUAAUACAUUUUUUGGCUUUUUGCCUACAUCUUGGGGAUGUCUAAAUAAAAUAUUUUUAGGGAAGUACUAAAGAAUUCCUAGAGUUCUGUUUAUCCUUUGUUCGAUGGAAGUUGCUGUUUUUAACAUGUUUCUGACUGAUGACUAACUUGUUACUUAUUUGCUGACUUUUUUUUUUUUUUUUUGCUUUGGUCUAGCUUCUACCUCCACUUUUUAUAAGGGAAAGCUAGUUGUUAUUCUUUGUUGCUGCCAUGACUGUCUUUUCCUUCUUCAGUUGACAUGUAGCCUUGCUUUAUUUACAUUUCAUAACUUGUGAUGAUAAAAAUGUAAACAUGUAUGAGACUGGAGAGCCCUUAAUAAGACAAAGGAAGGUACUGUGUGGACAUAAAAUGUGCAUUAAUAAAACAAAGCGCUGCAUUUGUUAUGCCUGA
Sphaeramia orbicularis (orbiculate cardinalfish) is the source of this 2133-nucleotide messenger RNA. It is a transcript of the gene sypl2b, whose product is annotated as synaptophysin-like 2b. Gene Ontology annotation, cellular component: synaptic vesicle membrane; synaptic vesicle. The transcript is spliced from 6 exons. The coding region runs from base 145 to 879 and encodes 244 amino acids. The record is from RefSeq and is a predicted model, not a curated record. Lineage: Eukaryota; Metazoa; Chordata; Actinopteri; Kurtiformes; Apogonidae.